This is a messenger RNA of Anoplopoma fimbria (sablefish), 1372 nucleotides long. RefSeq names its product myo-inositol oxygenase (gene miox). Gene Ontology annotation, cellular component: cytoplasm. Gene Ontology annotation, molecular function: iron ion binding; inositol oxygenase activity. The coding region runs from base 213 to 1109 and encodes 298 amino acids. The record is from RefSeq and is a predicted model, not a curated record. The transcript has 10 exons. Gene Ontology annotation, biological process: inositol catabolic process. Lineage: Eukaryota; Metazoa; Chordata; Actinopteri; Perciformes; Anoplopomatidae.
AUGUUGCGUUUUAUUAAACCAACCAUUUUUUUGUCAAUUCAAAUUUGCCCAAAAGUAAGAGAGUGUACUUAAAUGAAGUGUGACUUUUAUUUGCAAUGGUUGAUUCGCUGUUCCGUGGCUUCUGACUGGACAGGAGUUGGCCUACUUCUGAUGCAGACACAUUACUCUCACAAGAACUGUUUACCAUUUACCCGAGGCUUAUCAUUUCAUAAAUGGAUAACUACGUGGCUGGAUUAAGCCUUUUUGGCGGAAAGAACGCCAACUUGGGUCCAGACCCUUCUCUGGCAUAUCGGCCAAACUUGGAGAUGAAUGACACUAUAGAGAGGAAAGACUACAGAAACUUUGAGAAUGGAAGUCUGAUCGACCGUGUGUUCAACACAUACAAGCUUAUGCACACAAAUCAGACACUGGACUUUGUGAAUCAAAAGCACUCUGUAUGGGCCAGCUGCAACCACACUCAGAUGAAGAUGAUGGACGCCAUCAUGUCUCUGGACAAGCUGGUGGACGAGUCCGAUCCUGACGUGGACUUCCCAAACUCCUUCCAUGCCUUCCAGACUGCCGAGGGCAUCCGCCAGGCACACCCAGACAACGAUUGGUUCCAGUUGGUUGGUCUGAUCCAUGAUGUUGGGAAGACAAUGGCUUUUUGGGGCGAACCCCAGUGGGCUGUAGUAGGCGACACCUUCCCAGUGGGCUGCAAGUUUCAGAACUCCAUCGUGUUCAGAGGCAAUACCUUCCUGGAUAACCCAGAUGAGAAAAAUCCCAGCUACAACACUGAAUACGGGAUCUAUGAAACAAACUGUGGGCUCGACAAAGUCUUCCUGUCCUGGGGCCAUGACGAAUAUCUCUACAGAGUUUUGAAGUAUAACAACUGCUCCAUCCCAGAGCAGGGGUUGUACAUGAUUCGAUUCCAUUCAUUCUACCCCUGGCACUCCCACGGAGACUACAUGCACCUGUGCAAUGAGAAAGACCUGCUCAUGCUGCCUUGGGUCCAACAGUUCAACAAAUUUGACUUGUACACUAAGACCACCGAGCUGCCGGACGUCGACAAGCUGAAGCCGUAUUACCAGUCUCUGAUCGACAAGUACUGUCCUGGAAUACUGAAGUGGUGAAACAGACAAGACUGAAUUCAGCAGCCUCAUUAUAACGAAAAUAAUGGGGUGAUAACAUAUGCUAUAUGUAACUCAAUAAUUUGUCAUGUUGUAGUACAGUAAUAACAAAACUGGAUUUUGUGUCUCCUGUAUAAACCUAUUACUAAUACUUAUACAUACAAAUAAAGUUCUUAAAAUAGAUAUGAUUGUUACACAUUUCAGAUAAAAAAAUUACAGAAAAGCAUUAAUAUUAUAUUGUACUUUAAUAUGUGAUAAAAAAAAAU